AUGGAAGAUAAUAUCCACGCUCCUACUGUGUCCUCCGGACCUACGUCCGGAGAGGCUCCUCGCGAUCUGGCUAAGCUGUCGAUGACCGACUUGAUGCAAGAAAAGGAACGCAUCGAGGAAGAGCUAUCGGCGCUCAGCAGUGUCCUUGGCUCCCAUGGCGUGAACAUGAACACCACUCUCACAACCUUCGACGGAUACCCACGAGACGAUAUCGACAUCGCCCAAAUCCGUACGAUUCGAACCAAGAUCAUUCGACUUCGCAACGAUCACAAAGAUACCAUGACCCAUCUCGAGAAGAAGGUCCACGAACAAUUUACAAACUUGCAACGCGCACAAAGCUCUACGACUGCCGAUAAUUCCAACGGGACCAACGGAGCACGGUCGGACUCGAAUGACACCUCUCUAUCAAAUGCAGGGGCACUGGGACCCGCAUUUGCAAGAGUGAACAGCGUCGUUCCUGCAAGCCCCGCCGAUCAGGCCGGCUUAAAAGCAGGCGAUGCUAUUCGCAGCUUUGGAACUGUGAACUGGAUCAACCAUGAACGUCUGACCAAGGUUGCAGAACUCGUUCAGCAGAAUGAAGGCCGAGCCGUCUCCGUAAAGGUUAUCAGGAAAGAUGAGUUGGGCAGCAGUGCGGAUUUGGACCUGGAGCUUACACCACGCCGUGACUGGGGUGGUCGAGGUCUAUUGGGCUGUCAUCUGGUCCCUCUCUGA
Messenger RNA from Aspergillus steynii IBT 23096, 711 nucleotides. RefSeq names its product putative 26S proteasome non-ATPase regulatory subunit Nas2. The record is from RefSeq and is a predicted model, not a curated record. Gene Ontology annotation, cellular component: nucleus; cytoplasm. Gene Ontology annotation, biological process: proteasome regulatory particle assembly. The transcript is spliced from 4 exons. NCBI's taxonomy places the organism in Eukaryota, Fungi, Ascomycota, Eurotiomycetes, Eurotiales, Aspergillaceae. Gene Ontology annotation, molecular function: protein binding. The coding region runs from base 1 to 711 and encodes 236 amino acids.